Xyrauchen texanus (razorback sucker) is the source of this 2019-nucleotide messenger RNA. RefSeq names its product transient receptor potential cation channel subfamily M member 1-like. NCBI's taxonomy places the organism in Eukaryota, Metazoa, Chordata, Actinopteri, Cypriniformes, Catostomidae. The coding region runs from base 398 to 1618 and encodes 406 amino acids. Gene Ontology annotation, molecular function: calcium channel activity. The record is from RefSeq and is a predicted model, not a curated record. Gene Ontology annotation, biological process: calcium ion transport into cytosol. The transcript is spliced from 8 exons.
CCGUCCCAAAGUUUGCAUGUUUUCAAAGCCUUUUUGGGCCACAGUGUCCAAAAGUAGAUUUACCUUCAAUAACAUUUAUUAAAUCUCUUCCCCCAUUAAAGUCGAAAGCUCCCAAGAACUGGCUGCAUUAAUCCUGAUUACAGCCUAUAAUGUGGAGGAAAAGUGGUCUAUGUAUCAAGCGUGUCAUCGAGAGAUGCUUUAUCCCUCGCUUGUAUCCUUCUGUCUUGUCAGUUAAGGGCGGGAGACCUCAGAAACAGAACAGCAAAAUGAGAUGAGCUUGCAUGUGGCUAGAAUAGAGACCACUUUAGUAGAAGUUUAAAUUUGGGUGGUUGAGACUGGAAAAAGAUGGUUAGAGGAUCAGAGAAAGCCAUGAGUCUGUGAGGGGCCAAGCGGACACAUGGAGCGGGGAGGAAGGAGAGCCAGUGGCUCCAUCAAACGGGCUUCCAUUAAACGAUCAGCAUCUGGGUCUCAGAAGGGCCAGAAAGCUUGGAUUGAAAAAACCUUUCACAAACGAGAAUGCAUCUAUGUAUCUCCUGCCAAGGACCCAACCCGGUGCACAUGUGGUUAUCUUAUGACCCAGCACCAACAAGUCAGCAACAAGCCCUCAGAGGAGAACCAGCUAAUUCAAGUGGACCUUCCUAAAGAGAAAUGGUCAGUGGUCAGACAUACCCAGACUGCCCCUACCGAUGCAUUUGGCACCAUUGAAUUUCAGGGAGGUGGAUUUGUCAACAAGGCCAUGUAUAUCCGGGUGUCAUAUGAUACCAAGCCGGAUAGUUUGCUGCAUCUCAUGGUGACAGAAUGGCAGCUGGAGCUGCCAACUUUGCUUAUAUCCGUUCAUGGUGGCCUCCAGAACUUUGACCUGCAACCAAAACUCAAACAGGUCUUUGGGAAAGGUCUGAUCAAGGCUGCUGUGACCACUGGAGCCUGGAUCUUCACUGGUGGUGUUAGCACUGGAGUUAUCCGGCACGUUGGAGUUGCUUUGAAGGAUCACUCCUCUAAAUCCAGAGGGAAAGUCUGCGCCAUAGGCAUUGCUCCAUGGGGAAUCCUGGAGAGCAAAGAGGAUCUUAUUGGAAAAGAUGUGACCAAACCAUACCAGGCGAUUUCCAACCCUCUGAGCAAGCUAGCCGUUCUCAACAAUAGUCACUCGCACUUCAUACUUUCCGAUAAUGGCACAUGUGGAAAAUACGGGGCAGAGGUCAAACUGCGCAGACAGUUGGAGAAACACAUUUCCCUGCAGAAGAUUAACACGCGUCUGGGGCAGGGUGUACCGGUGGUUUGUCUAAUUGUGGAGGGAGGUCCGAAUGUGAUCUCCAUUGUGCUGGAGAGCCUGCAUGAAGAGCCAGCCGUGCCUGUUGUGGUUUGCGACGGCAGUGGCAGAGCCUCGGACAUCAUUUCCUUUGCUCACAAGUACUCAGAGGUGGAAGGACUGGUAAAUGAAGAUGCAAAAGAGCAGCUGCUAGUCACCAUCCAGAAGACCUUUAACUACAACAAGACCCAGUCAGGGCAGAUUCUGCUCAUGGUCAAUGAAUGCAUGAAGAAGAGGGAGCUGGUAAGUAUCUACAAUGAAAUAAAAUUCAACCAAAAAUGUCUUCUGAACAUGUACGAUAGGUUUUGGUGAGAAACAACCCAAAAUGCAAGUAAUGUUUUUACUGAAAAUGUUACAGGUAGCAUGCAUGGAAGAACUCACAAUGGCACGCAUUCACAUGAAAAUUGUGCAUUGUUUUUAGUAAUAAAAAACACGAGUUCUGCCAUGAAUUUAUGAGCCACUUUAUGCGCUCAUAUGCAUGCACGGACAUCAAGAUUUUCUCUGUAAAAUUACCAAAACCUAUUAAUAUUUGGACUAUAUUGAACUAUUUAUUGAACUAUUUCUUAAAUAUUAACAUGCUGUCAUUUUCUGUGAGAUAUAAAGAUUUAUAUGUAAAGACAUUUCAUACUUUUUAAACAUUACAUUACAUUAAAUUAUUUUUUUUAUAUAUUACUGUUUAAUUGUAUGGCAUAAAAUGAUCAUCAAUAAAUGUU